AUGUAUAAGAAAACAGCAAAUCGACAAGAACAAAUGGACAAAAAGAUUGAUACUAAACAAGCAAAAGAUAGAGGGGAUAGUCCCAAAAAGAUAAACGUUAAUCUUGAUAAACUAAACUUGAAUACCAUUUACAAUAACAAUGCUAGCAAAAAUGUUUUGUAUGAUAGAGGAGAUUCUAAGAAGCCAAAAAAGGAUUUACAUACGAAAUAUGAUGGAUCUAAAAACAACAAAGCUGUGGAAGUAAAUAGCCCUGUGAAAGCAGUUACAAAUCUUACUAAAAGAAAUAACGAAGUGUAUGAUGACAGUGUAUCCCAAAAUCAAAACAAAAUUUUUAGUGAAGUUAAACCGCAACCGUCAAUAAAUUCUAAGACCGUCGAAUGGAAAAAGUCUCGGGAGAAGAACAUUAUAAAUAAAAAGCCACAAUACCAAAAAACGAAUCAAAAACCAGAUCACCCGACUGAUCUUGAUUUGAGAAAAGCUAAAAUUAAGGAAGUAAUUACAAUUCCUUAUAAGCCAUUAGAAGACAUUGUAAUUCAAGAAAUAGAGGACGAUUCAACGGGACAGGAAAAUCAAAUUAUGAGCUCAACCUCUUCAAAAAUUAGCACAAUGAAAAUUUCAAAAGCGGUUUCAUUUAAAGAUCCUUUAAAUAUUUCUAAUAUAUUGGGGAGUAAUCAUAUAAACACGAGAUAUUUGGAUGCGAACUCCAAAAGGCAAGUUGUAAUCAACAAGACAAAAGUUCAGAAUACACUGAAAACAUCAAAACGUCGUCGAAAAAAGAAGAAUAAUUCUCAAUCGUCCAACGAAUCCGACAUCAACGAAUUCCCGCCAACGAAAGUUGCGCAAUGGGCGCCAUCUUGUUUAACCAGUCACACGCGGCCUUAUUAUGAAGCGUGGGUAGAUACAAGUGUCACCGCAGUCUCGAGAUGUUCCGAAAAAGAAAAAUUGAUGAUCGAGAAAGAGUUAAUUAAAUCAUUUCAAGAAUCAAAGAGACCUGUAACUCCAGAAGAGAUGUACGGAAACUUUAAUGUUGAAAAGUUUAUGGGAAGAAUUAUAGUUAGACAUAGACAUCUUGGUGUGAAAUCAGAGAUGUCAAACCAUUGUUCUGCAAAGUGA
This is a messenger RNA of Parnassius apollo (apollo), 1113 nucleotides long. The record is from the annotation of a GenBank genome assembly. Lineage: Eukaryota; Metazoa; Arthropoda; Insecta; Lepidoptera; Papilionidae.